CGGCAGCUGAAGUGCGAAUUGGCGCCAUUUUUCCAACAAGGACAAUUUGACCAUACGACAGAAAAGCUCGUGGCUGCAUUGAACAAUAAUAAAGUACACGUAAAGUUAUUUUAUAUUUUUCUGUUUUUAUACAACCUCACGAAUAUAUUGGAAAAUGUUUAUUACGGACAUAAGAAAGGAAUUCUACGACGUUGUUGUCAACCAGAGAGUUGCCCUCCUGGUGUCAUCUGAUAUUGAUGCACUCUGCGCCUGUAAGAUAUUACAGGCACUGUUUCACUGUGACCAGGUCCAGUACACCUUGGUGCCAGUGACAGGUUGGCAAGACCUUGGUACUGCCUUUUUAGAGCACAAGGAGCAGUUCCGCUAUUUUGUCCUGAUCAACUGUGGGGCCAAUGUUGAUCUCCUGGAGACCCUUCAGCCAGAGGAAGACUCCAUCUUCUUCAUCUGUGACACACACAGACCUGUGGAUGUAGUUAAUGUCUACAAUGACACCCAGGUGAAGCUGAUGAUAAAGCAGGAUGAUGACCUUGGAGUGCCCUCCUAUGAUGAUAUCUUCCGCGAUGAAGAGGAGGAAGGCGGCGAUGACUCUGGGAAUGAGAGUGACGGAGGCUCUGAGCCUUCUGGGAAACGGAGGCGAUACGAUGAGGGGGAAGUGGAGAGGAGGAUUGAGCGACAGAGAGCAACGAGAGAGUGGGAGGCAAGGAGACGUGAGAUCCUGUUUGACUAUGAGCAAUAUGAAUACCAUGGGACUUCGGCUGCAAUGGUGAUAUUUGAGCUGGCAUGGGUCCUGACUAAGGACACUAAAGAUAUGCUGUGGUGGGCCAUCAUUGGGCUGACUGACCAGUGGGUUCAUGAUAAAAUCACUCAUAUGAAGUAUGUAACAGACAUCGCUACUCUGCAGCGCCACGUCUCACGUCACAACCACCGGAACGAGGAUGAGGAUAAUUCUCUCUCUAUCGACUGCAUGAGGAUCUCCUUCGAGUACGAUCUGCGUCUGGCCCUGUACCAGCACUGGUCUCUGUUUGAGAGUAUCUGUAACUCCUCUUAUACCUCCUGCAACUUUAAGCUCUGGUCAAUGCAUGGCCAGAAGAAACUCCAGGAGUUCCUCGCUGACAUGGGCCUGCCCCUGAAGCAGGUGAAGCAGAAGUUCAACUCCAUGGACAUGUCAGUCAAAGAAAACCUGCGAGAAGUUAUAGAAGAAUCCUCCAACAAAUACGGUAUGAAGGACAUCCGUAUCCAGACUUUCGGCAUUCACUUUGGCUUCAAGAACCAUUUCCUGGCCAGUGAUAUCGUGCACGCUGCUGCCGCCCUUCUGGAGAGCACUGAGAAGGAUGACAGCCCCGGCGACAACUUUAUCAAGGCCCUCGACUGCCUCUCCAGGAGUAACCUGGAGCGUCUCCAUGGUGGCAUUGAUUUGGCUAAGAAGAAGCUGAUGGCCAUCCAACAGACUGUAGCCAGUUGCAUCUGCACCAACCUCAUACUGUCACAAGGACCCUUCCUCUACUGCUACCUCUUGGAGGGAACUCCUGAUGUGAAGCUGUUCUCCAAACCCAUGGCCUUGACCCUGCUCUGCAAGUACCUGCUCAAAGCCUUUGUACGCUCUACGAGGAAUAAGCGAUGUAAGCUGCUGCCCUUGAUCAUAGCUGCUCCCAUGGAUGUGGAGAAGAGAACUGUCAUCGUUCUAGGCAUCCCACCUGAGUCUGAGACAUCCGACAAGAAGAAUUUCUUUGGCCGUGCGUUUGAGAAAGCAGCAGAGAGCACCAGCUCCAGAACUCUCCACGACCACUUCGACACCUCUAUCAUUGAGCUAAAGAUGGAGGACAGGACUAAGUUUCUGGAUGCCCUCAUCACCCUGCUGUCCUAAGGAGUGAGCUAACUAAGACACUGAUGUAUGGAUAAAGUUCCUGAAAUUGAUAUGUGAAAUCUGUAGAUGCUGGAAGAGACUACAUGACAUUACAACUAGGUUCAUGCUCAAUGUGAUGGAGUAAUCUCUAUUUUGUGCUUCACCUGUUUUGGCCAAUGAUGAGUAUUUUCCAAUGUUUCGUAUUUUCAGUUCAGGACACUUUGUGAUGCCUAUAUGUAUAUUGUACUGUUUCUUGUAAGUGUAUUGUGAGGGUUUGUGUUUUUAAUCUCAUGUAAAUACAUUUUUCUGUUGUCUUUGGUUUUUGAAUGUGUCAUGUAACACAUUUAUUAAAUGAUAUUUUAUUGAUGUAUAAUUAUUGAAGUUACCAUCUACUAAGAGAAGGAAUGAUACACUUGAAACAUUUAGUAGUAAUAGGGGUAUGUAAUAACAUUGAACUUUGGCGCAGAAUGUGAUAUGGACCGUAGAAACUGUAUGAUGGCUUAACCAUCUCCCUCAGUAUACUGAUCUGGAGCAUAGGUUAACACAGACCUUGGCCCAUAUAGCACAGUAUAAAUACAGUUUCAUGGAUGGGUGGGAUCCAAGUCCCUCUCUGUGGGCUAAUUGAACCCCAUGUCUCAAAUCAGUAUGAGGUCAUGACCCACAGAGAAGAGGGUUCUGGGGGUGUCACAGGAAAGGCUGAUCUGCUCGCCAUGGUGAAAGCGAAACGUGCCAGAAGGAGCAUUGCACUUACUGAGCUAGGGGAGGGGAACGGGAUCCUCAUAGCAGACGUGGUGUGUCUACUGUGUAUAUUAUUUUAUUGCCUUGAACACAAAUGUGGAUGUGUAACAAUCUGACUUCCUGCUGAUUGAAUGUUUGGAUGUACAGUAUUAUUGUAUGUUAUCAACUAACUGGAAAAUGGUCAGAUGAAUUUGCUAUAAAGAUAAAGCUCAUACUGUU
Salvelinus sp. IW2-2015 is the source of this 2800-nucleotide messenger RNA. It is a transcript of the gene cdc45, whose product is annotated as CDC45 cell division cycle 45 homolog (S. cerevisiae). Gene Ontology annotation, molecular function: DNA replication origin binding; chromatin binding; single-stranded DNA binding. Gene Ontology annotation, biological process: DNA replication initiation; double-strand break repair via break-induced replication; mitotic DNA replication preinitiation complex assembly. Gene Ontology annotation, cellular component: DNA replication preinitiation complex. The record is from RefSeq and is a predicted model, not a curated record. Lineage: Eukaryota; Metazoa; Chordata; Actinopteri; Salmoniformes; Salmonidae.